This is a messenger RNA of Salmo salar (Atlantic salmon), 2482 nucleotides long. Lineage: Eukaryota; Metazoa; Chordata; Actinopteri; Salmoniformes; Salmonidae. The record is from RefSeq and is a predicted model, not a curated record.
CCUCUCCCAUGAUGCUUGUUAUCCAUCCAAGAUCCACUGUCACCAUAACUGAUUGAAUGAGAUGGGUAAUGGAGAGGAGAGGGGAGGGGAUGUGUGUGGGGCGGCGCACGAGGUGGUGGGAUGCAGACAGUAAAGCAGCCAUUCUAUCUCGAGCUCUCUCAGCAUCAGCACCACGGGAUUACGAGCUGUCUGCUUCUGAAACGGAGAAGAGUAUCGGUUUCAAACCUGCAGGGCGAAAUCUAGACAAGGCAACACAAAUUUCCGUGUCGAAAGGGGAAGUUGGAAGGCAAAUAGCAGGUGCGCAAACAAUCCACAGGUCUGUCAAAAGAAAGAACGGCGGGAGGUGGCAUUUCUGCAAAACCCUAACCUCCUCCUCCUGCCACCGGUAACCGAGAUAGAAGUUCUAGAAGUUCUUCACGGCACUGACUGCACAGCCCGGUUUGACAUUUCCACAGCUGUUGCUGUGUCACUUGGACACCAUGGACGCGCUAAUAAAGGGAUUCUCAAAAGCCAAGGACGGGGUCGUGGCAGCAGCGGAGAAGACAAAGCAGGGAGUAACUGGGGCGGCUGAGAUGACAAAAGAUGGCGUUAUCUUUGUCGGCAACAAAACAAAGGAUGGAGUCACAACAGUUGCAGGUAAAACAGUGUCUGGAGUUUCCCAGGUGGGCGGGGCCAUGGUGACAGGUGUGACAGCAGUGGCCCACAGGACUGUGGAGGGGGCGGGGAAUAUUGCUGCUGCGACCGGAUUGGUCAAGAAAGACCCAGCCAAACAGGAUGAAGAUGCUAUGUCUAAAGACUCACCUAUUAAGGAGUCACCAGUGGACCCAGAGGGUGGUGAUACUGCUGCAGAGGAGGAUUCCGAUGGCUAUUAGAAGUACAGCACUGUCAACUGCCUCAUCUCAGAACAAUCCAGAACUACUGUAACAAUCCAGAAUCAAUUAUCAAAACAUUCCAUGUCACCCUGCCAAGUCCGGUCGUGCCUCGUUGUGUUCCUUAAUGGAGUCUGUGCCAUGUGUGUGUGUAUGACUGCGUGUGUGUAUGUAUUAGUGUGUGUGUAACGUGUGUAUGAGUGUGUCUUAAUGCUUAGUGGGUGUACGCAAGUGUGUGUGUGUGUGCGUCAGUGUGUGCGUCAGUGUGUGUGUGUGUGUGUGUGUGUGUGUGUGUGUGUGUGUGUGUGUGUGUGUGUGUGUGUGUGUGUGUGUGUGUGUGUGUGUGUGUGUGUGUGUGUGUGUGUGUGUGUGUGUGUGUGUGUGUGUGUGUGUGUGUGUGUUCUGGAGUCUCAGUCAGUCAGUCCUGAGUGGGGUCUAUGUGCCCUUCUGGUCCAGCUGUCAUCUUCAGUAACUCCCUCCCACUAAGGCAGCCACCUGGACACAGAAGGGACUACCUUUAUGUUCUGUCUAUCUGUCUGUGGACUUUGUGGCUUUGAAGUAAAUACAAAUACUGUAUACAGGACUGUGUCCACCCACUCUGCUCAGAGUGGGGGAAAAUGCGCUUUGGUGAUGAAAUGUCACUUCCUUAUGUUAUAAAAUAAAUUAUACCAAGAAAAAUAUGAUUAUUCAUGUUCUGAAUUGUUCAGUGGUGCAUUUCUCUAACAUAUCACUAAUGAUAUCCAAAAAGUCGGAUUUCCUAACCUAAUGCAGCCAAUAAUAAGCACAGCACUCUGUUGACAUAGCAAGUUUCUCGUAACUACUUGAGGAUUUUACAUUUUUUGGUGGUCGUCCUAAAACUUGUUUCCGCAGGUUGCAAAAAAGCUAAAUUAGCAUGACAAGCUGAAUUAAAUGUAAAAGGCUUUGAAAAUAAAAAAGCUUGGUAUACGCUCAGUGCUCUGUUGACAUUUCACAGAUGUACACUUGUUUUUGUGAGAAAUGAAAAAAAUAUAUAAAAGGAAUUUUGAAUUAAUAUGAAUAUGAAGCAUAUACUAAAAUAUGACAACAUGUCUCAAAAUCAAUAUCCAUAUUACCUUGAUUGUUUUAUGUCCUGCGGAUUCGAGAAGAAUGACGACGAGUUCAAUGGAAAAGUGAGCCUGUCAGGUAGCCAGUAGCCUUAAUUCUUGCACAGAAUCCAACCUAGUUGAUUGCGAUGCAAUUUUCCUGAUUUUUUUUACCCCUUUUUCUCUGGCCUCCACUGAUUUAGUCACCUUAAUUCUAGCCAUCCUAGAAGGGUAAUAACUCCAAUAACUUUUGAACUGAGUAUAAUUGAGACAUGAGAUUUGGAUCUCCACUGAUUUUCUUAAAGGAUUAUCUACACAAUUAACAUUAUUUUUACCCAUUGGUCAAAAGAUGGGUUUUUGAUUGAACACCCUAGAUAUAAACUCAGCAAAAAAAAGAAACGUUGUCUCACUGUCAACUGCGUUUAUUUUCACCAAACUUAACAUCUGUUAAUAUUUGUGUGAACAUAACAAGAUUCAACAACUGAAACAUAAACUGAACAAGUUCCACAGACAUGUGACUAACAGAAAUUGAAUAAUGUGUCCCUGAACAAA